Ceratotherium simum simum (southern white rhinoceros) is the source of this 2010-nucleotide messenger RNA. Lineage: Eukaryota; Metazoa; Chordata; Mammalia; Perissodactyla; Rhinocerotidae. The record is from RefSeq and is a predicted model, not a curated record.
GCGGGGCCGCAGCAGAGGGCAGAUCCAGGAGGCCCCGCCGGCCGGCGCCGAGAUGUGGAACCCCCUCCACGAAACCGACUCGACCUUUGUCGCGUGGCGCCGCCCGCGCUGGCUGUGCGCCGGGGCGCUGGUGCUGGCCGCCGGCCUCUUUAUCCUCGGCUUCCUCUUCGGAUGGUUUAUAAAAUCCUCCAAUGAACCUACUAACAUCGUUCCACAGCAUAAUGUGAAGAAGGCAUUUUUGGAUGAAUUGAAAGCAGAGAACAUCAGAAAGUUCUUAUAUAAUUUUACACGAAUACCGCAUUUAGCAGGAACAGAACAAAACUUUCAGCUUGCAAAGCAAAUUCAAUCCCAGUGGAAAGAAUUUGGCCUGGAUUCUGUUGAGUUAGCCCAUUAUGACGUCCUGUUGUCCUACCCAAAUGAGACUCAUCCCAACUACAUCUCAAUAAUUGAUGGAGACGGAAAGGAGAUUUUCAACACAUCGUUAUUUGAACCGCCUCCUCCAGGAUAUGAAAAUGUUUCAGAUGUUGUGCCACCUUUCAGUGCUUUCUCUCCACAAGGAAUGCCAGAGGGUGAUCUAGUGUAUGUUAACUAUGCACGAACUGAAGACUUCUUUAAACUAGAGCGGGACAUGAAAAUCAAUUGCUCUGGGAAGAUUGUGAUUGCUAGAUAUGGGAAAAUUUUCAGAGGAAAUAAGGUUCAAAAUGCUCAGCUGGCAGGGGCCAAAGGAGUCAUCCUGUACUCAGACCCUGCUGAUUACUUUGCACCUGGAGUGAAGUCCUAUCCAGAUGGUUGGAAUCUUCCUGGACGUGGUGUCCAGCGUGGAAAUAUCUUAAAUCUUAAUGGUGCAGGGGACCCUCUCACGCCUGGUUACCCAGCAAAUGAAUAUGCUUAUAGACGUGGAAUCACAGAGGCUGUUGGUCUUCCAAGUAUUCCUGUUCAUCCAAUUGGAUACUACGAUGCACAGAAGUUCCUGGAAAAAAUGGGUGGAUCAGCACCACCGGAUCACAGCUGGAAAGGAGGUCUCCAAGUGCCCUACAAUGUCGGACCCGGCUUUGCUGGAAACUUUUCUACACAAAAAGUCAAGAUGCACAUCCAUUCCAACAAUAAAGUGACAAGAAUUUACAAUGUGAUUGGAACUCUCAGAGGAGCAGUGGAACCAGACAGAUAUGUCAUUCUUGGAGGACACCGUGACUCAUGGGUGUUUGGUGGCAUUGACCCUCAGAGUGGAGCAGCUGUUGUUCAUGAAAUUGUGAGGAGUUUUGGAACACUGAAAAAAGAAGGUUGGAGGCCUAGAAGAACAAUUUUGUUUGCAAGCUGGGAUGCAGAAGAAUUUGGUCUUCUUGGUUCUACUGAGUGGGCAGAGGAGAAUUCCAGACUCCUUCAAGAGCGUGGUGUGGCCUAUAUUAAUGCUGAUUCUUCUAUAGAAGGAAAUUACACUCUGAGAGUUGAUUGUACCCCGCUGAUGUAUAGCUUGGUAUACAACCUAACAAAAGAGCUCCAAAGCCCUGAUGACGGCUUUGAAGGCAAAUCUCUGUAUGAGAGCUGGAAUGAGAAAAGUCCUUCCCCCGAGUUCAGUGGCAUACCCAGGAUUAGCAAGUUGGGAUCUGGUAAUGAUUUUGAGGUGUUCUUCCAAAGUCUUGGGAUUGCCUCAGGCAGAGCACGAUAUACGAAAAAUUGGGUAAGUCUGUCACAAACUAUUUUUAUCAACAGGCAUGUCAUCUAUGCUCCAAGCAGCCACAACAAGUAUGCAGGGGAGUCGUUCCCAGGGAUCUAUGAUGCUCUGCUUGAUAUUGAAAGCAAAGUGGAUCCUUCUAAGGCGUGGGGAGAAGUGAAGAGACAGAUUUCUAUUGCAGCCUUCACAGUGCAGGCUGCAGCAGGGACUCUGAAAGAAGUAGCCUAAGAGGGUUCUUCAGAGAACCCAUAUUGAUUUGGUAUGGUAUAUCACUCAGAAAGAAUCAUGAUGGGUGCACUGAUAAAGUAAAAAAUAAAGUUGUGCGUAUAUAUGUAUAU